This is a messenger RNA of Aureococcus anophagefferens, 1155 nucleotides long. RefSeq lists its product as hypothetical. The record is from RefSeq and is a predicted model, not a curated record. The transcript has a single exon. NCBI's taxonomy places the organism in Eukaryota, Pelagophyceae, Pelagomonadales, Pelagomonadaceae. The annotation marks the transcript as partial.
GAGCUCGCGGAGGUCAAGGCGGCGCUCGCCGCGGACCGCGAGGCCGCGGUCGCGGGCGCCCUGGACGACGGCGAGAACGCGCUCGCGCGGGAGCGCGCGCGGCACGUUGCGGCGCUCGACGCGGCCCUGCUGGACCAGGAGUCGCGGCUCCUCGAGGAGCACGACGCGCGCACCGCGUCCGCGACCGCGGCGGCGCUCGAAGACCAGGCGGCGCGGCUCCGCGAGGCGCACGACGCCGAGGUCGCCGCGCAGCGCGAGGCGCGCGACGCCGAGGUCGCCGCGCGCCGCGAGGCGCACGCCGCGGCGCUCGACGACGCGGGCGCGACCGCCGCGGCCGCGGAGCGGCGGCGGAGCGCGGACGCGGCGACGGCCCACGCCGCGCGGCACGAGGCGCUCGCGAAGAACGCGGCCGCGCGGCACCGCGAGGAGCUCGCGAGCCGCGUCGACGCGCACGCCGCCGAGCUCGCGCGGACCGAGGCCGAGCUCAUCGCCUUCCACGAGGCCGAGGUCGAGGCCGCGGCCGAGGGCCACGCGGCGGCGCUCGGCGACGAGCGGCGGCGCCACGCGGCGGCCCUCGCGGACCGCGACGCCGCGCACGCGGGCCGCGUCGCCGCGCACGAGGCCGAGGCGGCGACGCGCGCCGAGGCCCACGCGUCGGCCGAGGCCGCGCUCGUCGAGGCGCACGAGGCCGACGCGGCGCGGCGCGCCGGGGCGCACGCGGCCCGCCUCGCGGACCGCGACGCCGCGCACGCGGCGACGCUCGAGCGCCACGAGGCCGCCGCGGCCGCGAGGCUCGACGCGGAGCUCUCGCGGCGCGCGGCGAAGCACGCGGCCGCGCUCGCGGACAACGAGGCGGAGCUCAUCGCCUACCACGAGGCCGAGGUCGCCGCGCGCGAGGCGGCGCUCGCCGAGGAGCGCGCCGCGCGCGCCGCGGCGGCGGCGGAGGCCGGCGCCCACGCCGCGCGGCUCGACGAGGCGCGCGCGGCGCACGCCGCGGACGUCGACGCGCGCGUCGCGGCGCACGCGCGCGCGCUCGCGGACCGCGAGGCGGCCCUCGAGGCGGCGCACGGCGACCGCGUCGCCGCCGAGGCCCGGGCCCACGCGGCGCAGCUCGAGGCCCUGGCGGCGACGCACGCGGCCCAGGUCGACGCGGCC